AUGUAUGCUGGAGAUAAGACUAUCCCGGGAUCUCUCAGGAAGAAAGGAGGGGGGGCCAAGGGGAAAAGUGGGCGGGGCACGUUCCACAGCGCCGACCACUUCCGGCGCCAGUGCACAGGCGCCCAAAAAGUACUCCCCCCCCGCACCCCCCCGCACAGGCUACUUGCAGCGCGCGUGCUCAGGCGCCACAGUCCAACUGCGCCGGCCACUAUCGGCGCGAGUGCUCAGGCGCGACUGCAGGGCCUGGCACUCGCCUUGCGGCUACUUCCGGCGGCUCGCCCAAUGGGAGCGCCGCCUGGAGAGCUGCGCAUGCGCCCCGCCGCCUCGGCCGGAACCCGCUUCGUAGGGGCCUUUGUGCGGGAGCCGGCGGAGGGCGAGGUGUGGGGAGGGCCGGGGAGAUGGGGUGGCGGGAGGCUAUGGGGCGUGUGGCGCGGCGCCUGCGGGGUCGGGGGUCGACUGGAGAAGCGGCGCGCGGCGGGCGGUUCCUCGCCUUCACUUCCGCCGGGGCGGCUCCGUUUUCGCCCGCACAGCCCGUUAACGAAAGUGAAGCUGAUCAACGAGCUGAACGAGCGCGAAGCCCAGCUUGGGGUGGCGGAGAAGGUGUCCUGGCACUCCCAGUACAAGGACAGCGCCUGGAUCUUCUUGGGAGGACUUCCUUAUGAAUUGACUGAAGGGGACAUCAUCUGUGUCUUCUCCCAAUACGGCGAGGUUGUUAACAUAAAUCUGGUACGGGACAAGAAGACUGGGAAAUCCAAAGGAUUCUGUUUCCUUUGCUAUGAAGACCAGCGGAGCACGAUUCUGGCUGUUGACAAUUUCAAUGGCAUUAAGAUCAAAGGGAGAACUAUUCGAGUGGAUCAUGUGUCUAACUAUCGGGUUCCUAAGGACUCAGAUGAUUUGGAUGAUGUGACUAAGCAGCUUCAGGAAAAAGGCUGUGAGAAUCCCAUGCCUUCAGUCAGUUUAUCUGAGGACUCUGAAGAUGACAAACCUGCCAAGAAACACAAAAAAGACAAAAAGGAAAAAAAGAAAAAAAAGAAAGACAAAGAGAAGACCAACCAGGAAGUACAGCCCAAGCUACCAGUCUCCUCUUCAUCACCCAGAAGGAAGACGUUAAAGGAAAAGGAUGCCUCAGAUUCUAAAAAGCUCAGCAGCAAGAACUCUGAGAUGGGCCUGAAGUUUGAGUCCAGGGAGGGGCGUAUGCAGUGCCACAGCUCCCCUGAGGUCAGGACAAACAGCCGCUCUGGCGCAGAGGCUCGAGAUAGGGAGCCCAGAAAAGAGCAGGCCAGGCAUGAACACAGGUUCUCAAGUAGGAAGGAGGCAAGGGAUGAAAAGAACAGGGAUAGGGACAAAGAUCGAAGUUCAGACACUUGCAUUGACUGGCACAGUGGGCCUUUUGAAAGGAAUAGUCGUAGGAGUAGGAGUCGGAGCCAAGAUACGUCUCAUAGGCAUAAAAGUUCUUGGCACUCCCGGGACCGGGGAUCCCCCAAUUCUAGAGACCGGAGGCAUCACUGAUGCUCCAGCCUGUUGUGCUGCUUGUUAAGAACUGGUCAGGAACUUGUUUGUUCUCUGUGUG
Suncus etruscus (white-toothed pygmy shrew) is the source of this 1570-nucleotide messenger RNA. RefSeq names its product RNA-binding motif protein, X-linked 2-like. Gene Ontology annotation, biological process: mRNA splicing, via spliceosome. The record is from RefSeq and is a predicted model, not a curated record. Gene Ontology annotation, cellular component: U2 snRNP; precatalytic spliceosome; catalytic step 2 spliceosome. NCBI's taxonomy places the organism in Eukaryota, Metazoa, Chordata, Mammalia, Eulipotyphla, Soricidae. The transcript is spliced from 8 exons. Gene Ontology annotation, molecular function: RNA binding. Bases 1 to 1509 code for a protein of 502 amino acids.